CAUCAUUGUCAGUGGGUAUGUAGAUUUCGUCCAGUACUUUUCCAAAUUCCAACAAAAUUUUAUUAUUCGAUACAUACAUGAUUAGAUCGUGGACACGUAAACGACAAUUUUUCGAAAUUCAGUCACUUUAUUUUCGGCGCAGUGCGUUACUCCAGAUACUAAUGCGGAACUCAGAUCGUUGUACAGUGUGAAGGAAAUAAUCGAAAUAUUGAAUCCAGAAUGAUCGUCAAUGGCACAGAAUCGUUUUUCAUGGGCCACGAGCUGAAGGAACUUACUUUCGGAUGGACCGAUUAUACUCUCUUUGCCGGUCUGCUGGGCAUCAGUAUGCUCAUCGGCAUCUACUUCGGUUUCUUCAGCACGAAGCAGAAUAACACCACCGAAUAUUUACUCGGUGGCAAAUCCAUGUCCUUUCUUCCGAUUAGCAUGAGUCUAAUAGCAAGUCACAUAUCGGGAGUGUCUUUGCUUGGCGUUCCAUCGGAGGUGUAUCAGUAUGGAACUCAGUAUGCGGCGUGCAUUUUCACAUCCUUCAUAAGCUGUUUCAUAAUCGUAUCCAUAUACCUACCGGUAUUUUACAAGCUACAGCUGACGAGCACUUUCGAGUAUCUAGAAAUUAGAUUUGCCAGGCCGGUCCGGCAAUUAGCGUCCUUUCUCUACACCCUUGCGCUGGUGAUCUAUGUACCGUUGAUAAUCUAUGUGCCGGCGUUAGCCUUUUCGCAAGCGACCGGGAUGAAUCUGCAUUAUGUCGCGCCAGUGAUAUGCAUGGUGUGCAUCUUCUACACGACCAUCGGAGGUCUGAAGGCUGUCGUAUGGGCGGAUACGGUUCAGAUGACGGUGACUGUCGGAAGUCUCAUUGCCGUUUUGAUAUUGGGAACGAUUGCCGUGGGCGGUGUUAGCGAAACCUGGAGGAUAGCCGAACAGGGUGGUAGAAUUAUAUUUUGGAACAUGGAUCCCAAUCCAUUUACCAGAAAUUCGUUUUGGGGCAUGACAGUGGGAAUGGUAAUGGCAUGGCUGGCAUCGUUGGGCAUUAGCCAGGUUUCUAUGCAAAGAUUUCUCGCAGUACCUACUAUUAAGGAAGCACAGAAAUCGGUAUGGUUCCUGGCUGUGGGCUUAGUGUUCGUAAAAAUGAUUUCGGUUUUCACGGGUCUUAUAAUGUACGCUAGAUAUCACAAAUGCGAUCCUAUAACCGCACACGUGGUAGCAAGGAGCGACAAGAUAUUGCCGUAUUACGUGUUAGACGUAGCCGCGAACGUUCCGGGACUUCCUGGCCUCUUUCUCGCCGGUCUGGUGAGUGCCGGACUCUCGACGAUGAGCGCUGGGCUGAACACAGUCGCCGGCACGAUUUACGAGGAUUUCAUUGAUCCCUGGAUGCCAGAAAGCAACGACAAAGAAACUAAAGCUGCCAACAUUAUGAAGGUUACGGUGGUAGUCCUAGGCAUCUUAUGCGUGGGCAUGGUAUUCGUCGUGGACCGUCUUGGCGACAUCUUUCAGCUAUCCCUGACUCUGACCGGUGUCACCGCUGGUACCAUGACGGGUCUGUUCUCGUUGGGGAUGUUGGUACCCUGGGCGACGGCCAAGGGAGCGGUGGUCGGCGGAGUAGUCUCGAUGAUGACGAUGAUCUGGAUCAUUGUCGGCGCGCAAUGGCACAUGGCUAAUCGCACUCUCUACUACGAACCGCUUCCUUCCUCAACGGAGGGUUGCCUGAAUAUGCCCGGUCUAUUUAAUCGUACGACCACAACAACGCAGAAUCCUAUACAAGUCGAAUCUGUGGACGAACCUUUCUUCAUAUACAGGAUAUCCUUCAUGUAUUAUACGCUAUUGGGAGCCUUAAUCGUGAUGGUUGUCGGCACGAUAGUCAGCUUUAUCUGCGGCGCUUCUGAUUUAAGGAACAUUGACCGAGAUUAUUUCCCACCGUUUAUAACCAGAUUUAUGCCACCAAAAAAAUAUAUGGAAGUGUCGUUGCAUACGGUGCCAACAGCAUUGAUAACCAAUCCAGAGAAAGAAGAAUUAAAAUCUUGAAACAUGUAUAUUUUAUUCCAACCUUAUCUCUUUUCCGUGACCGUACAAGACUUUAUUACAGUAAAACACACACAUGCACAUAUAAUAUAUAUGCGCUUAAACAUACCGUUUAAUAUCGUUUGAUUGCAAAAGUUCUCUGUAAUAAUAUUCUCUGCAUACUCUGUACACAUCGCGAACAUAUUAGUACGUAAGACGUCCUAUCUGUCCUGCCAAACUAAUUCUUAAGCCAGUAAAACUUUCAGUACAUCAACAUUGAUAGAGAGAUGUUUAGAAAGAGAUUUCCGUAAACCGUCCAAGAAAAAAAGCUUCAAUCAAUAAAUCCUUAACGACAUAAAUUGUUCAGAGACAGCGAUCGACAGACAAGCGGACACAUUUGCCAGGAGAUAACUGGCUCGUCCGGAGUUGAAAGCACCCAUUAGAACGUCGAUGAGGGUGUCAAAUUGACUAGAUUAUAUAUCUGCCCCACGCAUCUCAAUACAAACAAGUCCCUGCCAUCUGAAACAUCUGGAGGAACGAUGCCUAUCGGAUUAGAGCCGAAUGUAAAUGCCGCGGGAGUUUUUUGUCGAGUCAUUCGUCGAGUCUCUCUUUAAAAUCCGCGG
Molecule: messenger RNA, 2615 nt
Organism: Cyphomyrmex costatus
Lineage: Eukaryota; Metazoa; Arthropoda; Insecta; Hymenoptera; Formicidae
Product: sodium-coupled monocarboxylate transporter 1
Exons: 9
Coding region: 220-2016 (598 amino acids)
Biological process (GO): transmembrane transport; sodium ion transport
Cellular component (GO): membrane
Molecular function (GO): symporter activity
Source: RefSeq, a predicted model, not a curated record